Aspergillus alliaceus is the source of this 2018-nucleotide messenger RNA. RefSeq names its product DnaJ domain protein. The transcript has 5 exons. Bases 195 to 1634 code for a protein of 479 amino acids. Gene Ontology annotation, biological process: protein import into peroxisome matrix. The record is from RefSeq and is a predicted model, not a curated record. Gene Ontology annotation, cellular component: cytosol. NCBI's taxonomy places the organism in Eukaryota, Fungi, Ascomycota, Eurotiomycetes, Eurotiales, Aspergillaceae.
GUUAGUUAGUGUACCUAUCAUACUACACUACUUACUUCCUAUUCUUGGCCGUGUUCCUCCAUUCUUCUCCUAUUUCCCUCUUCCCUUUUUCUCCACACUUUCUCGCAUCCUCAAUUCUCGCGGCUCUGUGACCUUGGAGACAACCCGAAUAAUACGUACGUCUGGUUGGGUUGAACUCCGCAAAAUCCCGCAUCAUGGUCGCAGAUACUACUUACUACGAUGCCCUGGGUGUGCCCCCCACGGCUACCGAAUUGGAAAUAAAAAAGGCAUACCGCAAGUUGGCCAUUGUCACUCACCCCGACAAGAACCCCGAUGACGAAACUGCGCAUGCGAGAUUCCAGGCGAUCGGAGAAGCCUACCAAGUCCUCAGCGAUGAAGAGCUACGAAAGCGAUAUGAUAAGUUUGGCAAGGAGGACGCGGUUCCCGGUGGUGGUUUCGAGGACCCGUCGGAGUUCUUUAGCAUGAUCUUUGGUGGCAAUGCGUUCGUCGACCUUAUCGGUGAGAUUUCGCUCAUGAAGGAUCUCACCACUACCAUGGAUAUCACCAUGCAGGAGAUGGAGGAGGAUGAGCUGGCUGCAUCUGCGGAGGAGAAACUUAAUAUUCAUAAUGAAGAGGCCAAAGCGGCGACCGGUACCGCCGCGGAGGGUACUGCUGCUGCACCGGCAGCUGCUCCUGCUCCUGCGGCUGAUGCCGCCGCUUCUGAACAUAUACCCGAAAAGGCAACCCCGACGCCCAGCUCUGGUACAAGUACGCCCCGUCGUUACCUCGGUCAACAGGCUAUCAUGGACAAGUCAGAGGAGGAGGCACGGAUGGAGGCAGCUGGUCUGUCUGCUGAGGAGAAGGAGCUGCGGAAGAAGGGGAAGAAGAAGGGUGCCUUGUCCCGGGAGCAGGAAGAGCGCUUGGCUGCGUAUGAACUGGAAAGGAAGAAGGCUCGGGAGGAACGAGUCAACACAUUAGCCACGAAGUUGGUGGAUAAGAUUAGUGUCUGGACUGAAACGGACAAGGGCGCGGACGUGACCCGCGCGUUCGAAGAGAAGAUCCGCCUCGAGGUGGAGAAUCUGAAGAUGGAGUCGUUUGGUCUUGAAAUCCUUCAUGCGAUCGGUCAGACAUACAUCCAAAAGGGUAGCUCGUUUCUCAAAUCACAGAAGUUCCUUGGUAUCUCCGGUUUCUUCUCCCGCCUGAAGGACAAGGGCACCCUCGCCAAAGAGACAUGGACCACCAUUUCGACUGCCAUCGAUGCACAGAUGACCAUGGAAGAGAUGGCAAAGCUGGAAGAGCGCGGUGGCGAAGACUGGACCGACGAGAAGAGAGCUGAGUACGAGAAGAAGGUCACGGGCAAGAUCCUGGCGGCUGCUUGGCGCGGAAGCAAGUUCGAGAUUCAGAGUGUGCUGCGCGAUGUAUGCGAUCAAGUUCUUGGCGACAAGAAGGUCAAGUUGGACAAACGUGUUGAACGUGCUCAUGCCUUGGUCAUUGCGGGUAAUAUUUAUCAAAAAGCGGAGCGCGACCCAGAGGAAGAGGGAGACUACAUGGCAUUCGAGCAACUUAUGGCGGAUGCCAUGACGAAGAAGGGCAAGGAUGAAAAGAAGAAGAAGGAGAAGAAGCCCAAGCAUGAACACGAAGAAUCCACCGCUUAGAUACCUCUUUUCCAUACGUAAUCCAUUACCCCCCCUUUUUUUUUUUGUGCAUACUUUACUAUGCUCACUCUCCCAUUUUUAAUGUACCAUUCUUCUUGUACCCUCGUACUCUAGCGUUGUCUGAUCGUUCCUGGGCGGAUUAGAUUGUUGGAUACCUACCUGUUCUACCUUACACUGUAGCAGUCCGCACCUCAACCUACGCACCAUGGUCGAAAUCGCAUAUCUAGGUUGUAAUAUUAUUUUUUCUAUUUUUACUUUCUUUUUUUUUGGACAUUUUAACACUUUGUUUGGUCUUCAAUAUAGUUGGUGCAUCCUUUCUUACCGGUCUUGAUAUGGGUAUAGGUUGACCGAUAUAUAUAUCUGACCGGGCGGGGGAGCGGAGUG